Molecule: messenger RNA, 1221 nt
Organism: Thyridium curvatum
Lineage: Eukaryota; Fungi; Ascomycota; Sordariomycetes; Thyridiales; Thyridiaceae
Exons: 3
Coding region: 1-1221 (406 amino acids)
Biological process (GO): cell surface receptor signaling pathway; cytoskeleton organization
Cellular component (GO): cytoplasm
Molecular function (GO): protein binding
Source: RefSeq, a predicted model, not a curated record
AUGGCGAAUCCGCAUCAACCCGGCUCGCCGAACAUCCAGACAGACCCCAGUGCCCUCCCGUGGUUCAGCCGGGGUCGCUCAUAUGCCUUUGUCGCCUCGGGAGCCAUCAGCUACGAAGCCCCGGGCCCCUUCUCCCACCUCCUCAACCCCGUCCAGGACGGUGCCGACGGCCAGGCCCACGACGCCUACACUGCGGACGCGCGGGACGGGGCAGAACAAAACGGCGGUCCCCCGACACCAUGGAUGAUGAGGUAUCCACAGCUGCCCUCCUACUCGAGGGCGUUUGAGCCUCUGAUGCGCGGGCACCCUUCGGACGGCCUCUUUAGCAUGACCGCCAACAACAACACGUUCUUCACGCCAUCCUACCUGCAGGACUCGGCGUACGCACAGAAACUAGAGGAGGUCCAUAAGAAGAGGCUAUCGGCACAGAGGGACGCGCAGCAGGCUGGCGGGCUGGCGAGCAGCGGGAGCAGCCUCAGCCUGCACGGCAGCAAACUGGCGCCGGCCACGCACAGGGGCAUGGCCUUCGAGGUCGUCGAGAAGCCGCCCCCGUUCGAGGAGCAGGAGGGCGUGGCGGCCCUGCCGACGAGGUGGAACCACUUUGACAAGCACCCGAGCCUCGAGGUGCUGUCCGACGGCCUGGAGAUCAAGUACACCGGGAGCCGGAGCUCGAGCGACCGGGACCACGAGGCGUACGCCAUCCGGGCGAACCACUACAUGCCGCCGCAAUGCGGUCUGUACUACUUUGAGGUUACAAUAUUGAAGAAGUCCAACGAUCAUAUACACAGGUUACUGACUGUCGCCGUCUGGUCUAGGACUACUAUCGGUAUCGGCUUCAUGGACGGAUCGGUCACACUGACACGAGCACCUGGAUGGGAACCUAACUCGUGGGGCUACCACGGCGACGAUGGUAAUGUCUUCGCGUCGCAGAAUGUAGGCAAGCACUACGGCCCGACGUUCACUGCCGGCGAUGUCAUCGGCUGCGGCGUCAACUUUAGGACUGGUACCGCCUUCUACACCAAGAAUGGGCAGCAUCUAGGUGUUGCUUUCCGCGAUGUCAAGGGCUCGAGCUUGAAGCUCUUUCCCACCGUGGGUCUCAAAAAGUCUGGGGAGCAUAUCCGGGUCAAUUUUGGCCAGACUCCCUUUGUGUUUGACAUUGAUCGUGUGAUGAAGGCAAGUCAAGCCAUUCUUUAUAUCAUACUCAUUCACAUAUCACUUUAG